Molecule: messenger RNA, 1874 nt
Organism: Serpula lacrymans var. lacrymans S7.9
Lineage: Eukaryota; Fungi; Basidiomycota; Agaricomycetes; Boletales; Serpulaceae
Exons: 17
Coding region: 1-1707 (568 amino acids)
Molecular function (GO): CoA-ligase activity
Source: RefSeq, a predicted model, not a curated record
AUGGCUGAAAUACAAUCGCUCGCGGGUCCCCUUCCAACUAUCCCGGAUAACCUUACGCUCGCCCAGUUCAUACUCGACUCGCAACACCCAGCCAGGCCGAUACGCACGGCUGACUCGCCAUGGAUCAUUGACGAUCGCACGGGACGAGGAAUCGGAUUAGAAGAGCUACGUGUGCGGACGUACGGUCUCGCCAAUGCACUUUGCUUUAGAUAUGGUAUAAUCCUACUCUUCAGCCCCAACCACGUCGAUUACUUGGUAGCAGUGUGGGCUGCUCACAGACUGGGUGCUGUUAUGUCUGGGGCCAACCCUCUGUUCUCCGCGGGCGAGCUCGAGUAUCAGAUGAGGGAGACGAGAGCGAAGAUGAUCAUCACGCACCCUGAUUCGUGGGGGGUUGCGCUUGAGGCGGCGCGAGCGUCGGGUGUUCCGGAUGAGAAGGUCGUGGCGUUUGAUGUUGAGGGGGCCCCCGAUGAGCGCGUGGGCGGUCCGACGUGCGUGACGGUGCAGGCGUUGAUUACGCAGGGGUUGGAGACUCCGCCGAGUUUUGUGGAGAGGAGGCUGGAGGAGGGAGAGGGGAAGACGAAGUUGGCUUUCUACAAUUUCUCUAGUGGGACGACGGGUAGACCAAAGGCUGUGGCAAUACCACACAUUGCCCCCAUUGCCAACAUCCUCCAGCUAGCGGCACAUAACAAGGUGAACCAGAACUAUUGCCCAUGGGAAGAACAAAGGUUUAGGCCAGGAGAUAUAUGCAACGGCGCCCUCCCUCUUUAUCAUAUAUAUGGCUUGGUGUUUAACAGUCAUUUUAGCUUUUUUUGUGGGAUGUCGUUUGUCCUGACAGCUAAAUUCAACUUUAUCGAAUUUUUAAAGAACAUUGUAACAUAUCGUAUCACUCAUCUCUUGCUUGUCCCGCCACAGAUUGUGCUCCUCUGCAAACAUCCAGCAGUGAAAGAUUAUGAUCUCAGUCAUGUGCGGUACAUCACAUCAGGGGCAGCGCCCUUGAGUCGCGAGCUCAUGGAACGUCUUGUCGAGAUAUUCCCAAAUGCCGCCCUAGGCCAGAGCUAUGGUACAACUGAGACGUGCACCGUCGUCACUUCUUUGGCGAUCGAGAAGAAGCAGGACUUGAGUGGCAGUGCAGGAACGCUGUUACCUGGCAUCACCGCCCGGGUGGUGAAACCUGAUGGAUCUUUGGCGGAUUUUGGAGAGCCGGGAGAGCUGGUGGUCAAAACACCGUCGAUUGCUCUUGGGUAUUCCAAUAACGAGAAGUCGACGAAAGAGACGUUCGUGGAUGGUUGGAUGCGUACGGGUGAUGAGGUGAAGAUAGAGAAGAACGCUGAAAUUUUUGAAAUGCUGAAAGUGAGAGGCUUCCAGGUAGCCCCAGCUGAACUGGAGGGCUGUCUCCUGGAUCAUCCAGACGUCGCGGACACCUGUGUUGUCGGAAUAACCGAUGAUUACAGCGGCGAGCUACCGCUUGCAUUCGUUGUUCUCAGACCUGAAGCAGGGAAGCGUGCAGAAAGUAGUGCCAGUGCUGCGAAUGACAUCAAACAAUCUAUCAUGAAACAUGUUGCUGAUAACAAGGUGGCAUAUAAGAAACUGGCUGGAGGAGUUGAGUUUGUCGAUAUGAUUCCUAAGAACCCAAGUGGUAAGCUCCUGAGGAGGGUGUUGCGCGACAAGGCGCGGGAGAUGCGGGCCAGCACGAAAGCGAAACUAUAGUGCGAGGUGCUCGAGAGUUGUGGUAUAUAGGGUGUAUAUAUAUGUGUGACUGAGAGGGGGUGGAUUUGCAAUUGACUGCGGGGAAAGAGAGGUGGUUGAAAUUAAUGAUAGAUUGUGUCUAAACCGGAAGUAAAUCGUUAUUGAGUCCUAUUAGUCAUUAACCUCGA